AUAUAUAAAAUAUAUUAAAUAAAAUAAUAUAUAAUAAUAUUGUAUUAAAUUUGUAUGUAAAUAUCUCAUACAAUCUAAUAAUGUAAUUAAAACCCUAAUCGUAAUCUGACUUAAUUUUGGAAUAAAGUAUUGAAUAAAAUUUAUUGUCUUGGAGAGAUGUUGCAUCCCUUCUGCAUGUCUGUAAAUCAGGCUAUUCCUGACGAAGUCUUGGCCACAUUAUGUUCAUAUUGCAAGCUUCACAAACAUAAAUUCUUUCGGCGCUGCGCAUUUUUAAUUCCUAUUAACUAAAUAAAUCCACAAAAUGGUCACAAUCGAGCAAAUAAACAGCUAUUUUGCCAAUCUCAAUCCUGUUGCCCAAAAGAUUGCGUUCGACAUAAGCGAAGUAAAGGCGGCUUAUGAUAAUGUGUGGUUUACAUUGAAGUCAACUGAGCAAGAUGAUAUAUUGAAUGAUACUAUGAUGAAACCCGAAAUAGCUACACGAUACAAUCAAAAUAUAUUAAGUUUUAACGCUGUUCCUGAAAUAAGCGAAGAUAUGAAGAAAGGGCCUACGAAAUGCCAGAAAUUUAAAAAUAAUUAUUAUAAUUAUGAUAAAAAAUCUCUAAAUACAUUCAAUAUUCAAAAAGUCGGGUUAAAAAUGAUCCACGACGAGACCAUUGGCGACUACCGCGAUGAGCAUUCAUUCCCAUUCAGUUAUAAAACCCAAUCUCAAAUAAACCUAUCUGUGAUCGUUAGCAAUAGCGGUAUUUUUGUUAGUGGCGACAAGGAUCAGGUUGUCAACGAAUCAAGUAUUGGUGUUGGCAAUGCACCGAUUAUGACUGUUAAUAGCAAAAUGGAAGACACAGCAUUUAUUUUAGCGCGUAUUUUUCUUGGUUCUAAUUUCGACUAUGUGGCAACCUUCUGGGACAUAUGGCGCGACACAAGCAAACAUGGCGUUUAAAAAAGUGUAUAUCAAUAAUUAAAUGUAAAAAAAAAACGAAAAAACACUUCCAGAGAAGCGGUCACGAGCAUGCGCCCAAUCGAGUAUAGACGUCAAUCAUCCAAUUUCCUAUUGGCGGAGAAUCUUUGUAAAUUGUUUAGAUAUAGUUGCCAUCUAGCGUACACAUGGUCCAGCUGAGGGUCUAUCGCUGUUCAGCGUAACCGUGACAUUAAAUGGAUAUUUUAAUAAUAAUUGCAACACAGAAAUCUUUUAAAAUUGUGGUCUGCGGAAGAAGAAUAGUCUUUCUAUGUAGGAGUUUAUCGAGAUAUCUGACUAAAUAAGAUUAAUUAGACUUAGCUAAUUUCAGAGAAAUAUAACAUACAUACAUACAUACAUAUCUAUUGUGCUCGAAAAAAUUGUUUUUAUAUGACUAUGACGGACAAGC
Messenger RNA from Drosophila nasuta, 1361 nucleotides. RefSeq lists its product as uncharacterized. NCBI's taxonomy places the organism in Eukaryota, Metazoa, Arthropoda, Insecta, Diptera, Drosophilidae. The record is from RefSeq and is a predicted model, not a curated record. The transcript is spliced from 3 exons. Bases 302 to 937 code for a protein of 211 amino acids.